Messenger RNA from Helicoverpa armigera (cotton bollworm), 849 nucleotides. Its product is annotated as SRR1-like protein. The transcript is spliced from 2 exons. The record is from RefSeq and is a predicted model, not a curated record. Bases 17 to 844 code for a protein of 275 amino acids. NCBI's taxonomy places the organism in Eukaryota, Metazoa, Arthropoda, Insecta, Lepidoptera, Noctuidae. Gene Ontology annotation, biological process: microtubule-based process. Gene Ontology annotation, cellular component: nucleus; cytoplasm.
AACACGUAAUAGCAAAAUGUCAAAGCCUGAACUCGACAGUGAUGGUUUUCAAAAAGUGAAAAGUAAACGCAAUUCUAAAAAUAAACCUACAAAAAUACCGAAUAGAGAGAUAAAGUUUGAAAAACAAGACAUUUCGAUAGAUGUUGAUAAAGCUAUUCAGAGGAUCCACUGCGCUGUAGAGGAUUUACAAAAUUCUAUUUACUUAGAGGACGUUAUUAAAUCCGUGAGUAGCUUUUUACAAGACAGAAAAGUCGUAGAAAUUGUUUGUUUAGGACUUGGACAUGUAGCAGAAUGUAAUAUUUCUAGACAUCAAUUGGCUCUCUUGUUGUGCCUCAAGGAACAUUGUAAUCCCAUAAAAGUGUUAGUACAUGACCCUAUAUUUUAUAAAGAGGAGUGCACGCUUCUACACAAGCUAGGGCUUAAAGUAAUACCCAUAAAUAAUGAAGGCAGUUAUGUAAUAUCAGAUAAAGGACCCACUCUAGUGUAUUUUCCUCACUGUCCAAAACAAUUGACUAACAACUUUCUAUGGAGCAACUGGGGUCCCAACCUUGAGAACUGCAUACUCAUUUGUAAUAGCUUUAGCUCCCUUAUAGACAAUCAGCCCAGUAGAAUUCUCUCAAAAACUGUCCCAUACAUAUACAAAAUAUAUCCACAUACUACCGAGGAGUCUUUGAAAAAUAGUUUUAAAUACACUGACAUUUUCAAUGAUACUUCCAUACAUCAGUUUUGUAAGGCCAAGCUAGAGAAACUUGACUCAGACUUUUGGACAAAGGGUGACAAACCAACAUACGAAAAUACUGAAGAAUUUAUUACGUCUCUCAUGGUACAGAAGCUGAACAUUUAAUUUGU